UUACUUCACUUGCGGGAAACUUGCCAAAACCUCGCGAUGUAAACUUUCGAACCUUUCACUUCAAACAUUAGGCAAGUUUGCUGCAAACUAUUUGGCUAUCUGGGUUAACGGGUCAACUGAAAUAUUUAGUAAAUCAUAGAAAUGAUUGUCAUUUUCUUCCACAUUUGUUUACGUGUUAAUUUGCCGCCUUUUGUAAAGAGAGGGUAGGUUGUGAUGGUUUGACUGUUUUGGUCAUUAUCCUUUUUGUGUCCUCCGAUUUUCAAUACAGAAUUCGUGUCAUCUAAAGUUUAGACAAUUUUGAAAACAUAAUUACAAACAGUGAAUCAUAAUCUAAAUACUCGUAGUUUUUGUAACAAAAUGAGUUUCUUAAAAUGUUCACACUUAUCAGCGUUUUCAUCGCUUAUGAACAUAUGAUGGCUUUGAAACAGUCGGCAUCACAUUGUGAUUUGCAAAGUGACUUUGUUUUUAAAUUGUUGAAACACUUGAUAGAAGUUGUGCUGAAAUGUGAGAUGCUUAUCGGAAAUUGGCUUAUCAUUGAAACGACGAGUUUUGUAAAACGACUCAUUACUUCAGAUUCUUGCAGAUAUCGAGAGUUUUCAGGUAAAAGACAAGAUCAAUCUGCCUCAUAAUGGAGUUGAAACUUGAUGAAGUAAAGGUGAAAGUUGAGAGGAUGAUUUUCGAUGAGCCAAAAGUCCAGGAAUCUUCCAAAUCCGAAACAAUGAUCGUUGAAGAUGCAAAAAGUGAAGCAUCGAAAACUAACGACACAACUAUUCAAAAUAGCGAAGUACAAUUAAAAGAUGAAAACCAAUUACCAUUUCCAUCUUCUUCAACCAAUUCAGAUGCUAAAAUCGUUUCCGAUCCAAAAGCUUCUAAUGUAAAAAUCGUGCGCGGCACAAAAAGAAUAAGGAUUGAUGCUGCUGAUGCGAAUCCAACUGACAAAAAAGAAUCAAAGGAGGACGAUAGUGAAGCAAAAAUAAUGCGAUCACUGAAAAGAUCCUGCGAGUUGUGGUCGCUGGAAGACAAAAAUACCUUUUUCAAGGCAGUCAACGAAUUCGGAAAGGAUUUUGACGCUCUGCAAAGUUACUUUUUAAGUCAAGGAAAGAAGAAAGGACUGGCUGAGAAUAUGAUAAAAAACAAGGAACAGAUUCGGCAUUUUUAUUACCGAACUUGGCUAAAGAUAUCGAAGCGAUUGAAAUUCUCUGAAGACGUUAAAAAGACAACGCAGGAACUUUAUGGACUGAUUAAUUAUGGAGAACUAAGGAGAAAGCUGCCGCGAAUGCAUGAUAAAGCACAAAUGAAAUUAAACGAAUUGGUUUAUUACGGAUCAACCCAAGUUAGAUUGAGAGGUAAAACAAUGAGAAUAAAAACUCCAAUCUGCAGAGCUUUGAGAAAACUUAACCAAUUAGAAGAUUGGCAAGAGGAUAUAAAGCUGCCUCCAAGAGUGACAAUAGAGUUACGACCUGGAAACAAUAUGGCUUGGUGGAAAGUCCAGGCUGCCGCGAUGAAUCCGAGAGUUCGGACUCUUGUUCCCAUCCAGCGACGACUUUCUAGUAUUUUGACUUUUUUGCAGCAGCGAUGGCGACCUCCGAAGUACAGAACUUCGGUACUCGACGACAAUACAAUCGACGAAUCCAAGGAGUCGAUUCUACUACGUGUGGCUCCUCCGGAAGGUAGCAAAAUCGCCCUCCCUGUUGUGAAUCUCGGCGAAUACCUAACCAGCAACAGCGUUAGUUUUAACUCGUACGAAAAGCGUCUUGCUUUGAAGAGUUCCAGAGUGGAAUUACUAGGAUCGACGCAGUAUAUUAAGGGCGUAGGGAAGAAAGGUGUCAAGAAAUAUAAAGGAGAUAAAAAAACGAACAAGUUAAGUGAUGAUCAGUACGCAGGAGUAGAUAACAACAGUGACCUAGACGUUCCAGAAACGGGGAGCUCCAAUUUCUCGAAUGAAAAACCGACAAACAAUGAUGUUAAAACUCCCACGGAACAGCAAACCGAACCUAACAGAUUCCCAGGGAGAGAAACUAUCGAUAGGAUAAGAUUGGGUUGGAAUACCGAGGAAGCGAAUACAAUCACUGUCGGUGAUCUUUUUUUAAUGUUUGGACGAGAAUCGAAAAUAACUCUCGAAUAUUGGUGGGACUCGCCACCGCGUGAAGCACAAGCUUUCUCUGCCGGGAAAUUCAAAUCGAUCAUUACACCUCGAGAUGAUAACGUGAGUCUGAUGUUGCAGAAACUACUCUCGAUCGCAAAGCAAAGCUACGGAACAAGCAAGGGAUAUGAUAAUACGUCGGGCGGCAGUGAAACUGUAAUUUCAUCUCGAAUUCCUUCGACGAAAGAAUCGACGUUCCGGCGACCCUUAAUUCCUCAAGCAUAUCACAGACUUGGCACACCUGAUGCCUUCAAAACGCAACUAGAUAAAUUCAAAACUAGAUUUUGCAAGAGAGGCAGAACAAUCAGACAAAGAAAUCUGAUAGUUCAAAGAGUGGUUCCAAUAACUAGUCCAGAAAUUUAUUCCGAAAUACCAAGCCCACCUGGAAACGAAACAGUCGAUUCAAGUGAAAUACCCUUGAAUAAGCCUGUCGAUGAAGUCGGAAAAGAGACUGAAAUCGAAGCUGGACCUUCUGAAGAACAGCAUUUCCUGGAUGUUUUGCGAGAUGCGAAUCCUGCAAAAGCGUCUACCUCUAUCAUCACAAGUGCUACGAAACUGUUAAAAGAGGGCGAACACCAAUGGCUCAACUGCGAGGUUGCUGAUUUUUCCUUGAGCAGUUUUCUGGGCCAGCUUGAUUCGCCAAUGAAAGGAUCACAGAGAAGUCAAACUGAAUGUCCUACAGUAGAAGAUGUUCGACCGCCUUCAGACGUUGUCACUCAAAUGCAAUGUUUGAUGGGAGAGAACAGCGUGGACUACAUGGUGAAAUUCGCGAAUCUUGCAUCACAGAUGGCCUCUGAAAGUCAGAAAAACAAAUAAACCUUAAACGAAAAAUGAUUUCUUUCUAAGCAAUGAAGCGUGAUACUGUCAUUAUUGACAGUCUUAUCUAAAAUACUCAAAACAAUGUUUAAAAAUUUAAUUAAAAAAUUAAUAGUUUUUGACCAAUUCCAUUUCAAAUCAGGCAGUGUUAUAAUCAUUUAGUAUUGGGAUAUAUCAUUCUAUCAAGAAAAUAAACAAACUCGUGAGUUUCGUUCUCGGUAAAAAAAAUUGUUUCACAUUGAGAAAAAUUAUUUAUGAAAAAUUGAACUUUUUUCGGAGAAAACAAAAAGCCAAAAAAAAUUUCCAUAUAAAAUUGUACACACCUAGAAAACUUAUACAAAAAACAUCUCUUACACUCUUGUAACAUUUUUCAUAGUUUACAAGAUUUUUUAAUUUUUUCAUCGAACUUUACAAUCACGAAAAGAAGAUUUUCAAGAAGUCAUUACUUUUUUUUCAAUAUUUAAACAAAGUUUCUGCUAAUAUAAAAAGGCAUCCUAUGAGUUUUAUGUGGGUCAUACCAUUUUUUAGGCCGAGAAAAUGUUUUUCAUACAUAUAAUUUUUUACUUUGUCUUGCAAACGCUGAAAGCUAUCACAACAAAGUAAAAGGUGUUUUUUGCAGAUCGUCUCUAGGUAUUACAACUUCCAUUGGAACUUUUUUUUACCUCUCGUUGGUAUACUUUCAGCUAUUUAUAAAAAAAAUGAAAUACUGGAGUUUUUGAGAAAGUCUAUUUUCAAGAAUUUUAGAAAAACGAUCAAGGAAGGAGCAAGAAUUUCCACGUCGAAUAAAAAAGUCCCAAAUACCUAAGUUUGUACGUAAACUACUGCAUUUUGAAGAAACUUUUUGUCCGUUUUUGAAAAUUAGCAGUUAAUAGUUGAAUCCAAAUACUAAAUAAUUAUGACACCAUAACCUAGACUUUUCUUGAAAUUUCCCCUUAUUUGAAAUCGUAUUGGUCUUUUAAACAUUUAAUAAGGUCUUCAGCAUCAAAAAUUAAUUUUUAAAUACCUGGAUUAUUUAUAUUUUUUAUUUGAUUUUAUCGACAAAAAUAUUUAAUAUGUUUAAAAACAUGACUUGAGUUAGUGAUGGCAAAAAUACGAAAAGCCAAAGCGUGAAACUGAUCACGUAAUCGCAAUUCGAUCAAUUAUCAUAACUUGCUUCAAAGAAAUUGCAAUUUUGCAAAACAAAAAAAAAUCGUCUUAGUGAAGAAGAACGACUCUGUGAUAACUUUAUAAGUUUGUAUGAAGACUGUAUUUCUCGGAAAGGGACCGAGAAAGAGAGGCGAUAACAUUGCGCCAUUAUAAUUUAGAUUCAGUGAAUCAGACGUGUUUAAUGCGCAUGUGACCUCUGGCGAUGCUACGGUUGGGAGAGGCGGAUUUUGUUAUUAUCAGGUGAAACUUUUUCCUCGUACAGCUAAAUUCGGAUGACAAUUUGCAACGCAUGCUAUUGUACGACCCACAAAUGACUUCUUAUGGAAUCUCGCGCUCAAAUCGUAAGAUGCAAUGUACUGUUGUUUUUGUUAACAAAAACGAGGCAUGUGUGUGGCUCAUUCUAAAUGCGUUCACAGAUAAGAGUCGAGACAUAUUUGUUAUCGUGUACAGGAUUGGAUAUUCUUAUUUUCUUAUUUAAAAACGAAGUGUAUAUAAAUACAGUUUAUUUUCCACACGAAAAUUUAACGUUAAUAAAAAAAUAUGAUUCCAACAGAAAAGUGUAUGAUCCUUAAAAAUAAAAGUUUGACUUCUAAAUGAA
Molecule: messenger RNA, 4703 nt
Organism: Belonocnema kinseyi
Lineage: Eukaryota; Metazoa; Arthropoda; Insecta; Hymenoptera; Cynipidae
Gene: crm
Product: protein cramped
Exons: 11
Coding region: 629-2959 (776 amino acids)
Biological process (GO): pattern specification process
Cellular component (GO): nucleus
Molecular function (GO): chromatin binding
Source: RefSeq, a predicted model, not a curated record